Molecule: messenger RNA, 687 nt
Organism: Arabidopsis lyrata subsp. lyrata
Lineage: Eukaryota; Viridiplantae; Streptophyta; Magnoliopsida; Brassicales; Brassicaceae
Exons: 2
Coding region: 21-578 (185 amino acids)
Source: RefSeq, a predicted model, not a curated record
CAUUAGCAAUCGAAGAAGACAUGACUAAUACUAACGUUGCUGGUACUAAGCCUACUGCAACAACCGUCCAUGAAUAUCCUAGCCGCCUACGCGUAUGGUGGAUGAACAAGGACUUACGAUAUAACAUUGCGAUGAACAGCUUCAUUUUAAUCCUCAACAUCGCAGCGAUAUUGUAUAUGAUUACCCACAAGAUUGCGGUUGAAUCAGAUAUAACUACAGAUUUGCUAAUUGGUUUCGGUGUUUCGUAUAUCAUUUGCGUCCUAUUUAGUUUCAUAAGUUGGAUUGUGGCAAUCACGGAUGUGUCAGCAUGUGAAGUAGGAUACUUUUCUGGAUGUGUCAGUCACAACUUUGGCUUCGUUGUUCUCCUCCACUUUCUCUAUUGUAUAUCUCUCAACUUUGCCCUACUCGUUGGUCUAUUAUAUGCUCUACCUUUUUUCCUACGUUUCCUAUGCAAAGCAAUGCGAGCACUACGAGAUUGGUGGGAGUUUGUGAAUCAACCGCAAUCAGUUGUUGUUGAGGGGGUUAUAUGCAAUAAAAAUAAUUUAAUUGAAUUUGAAAGAAUUCAAUUAAAUGCAUAAGUUACAAAUUAAAAUAUUAAUAAAGACUUUUAUUUUUGUAAGCUUUUGCUAUCGAGAUUAGAUUUUGUAGAAUAAAUAUAUUAGUUUGAAGAACAAAUGAUAUUUUAUA